AUGGAGUACCUCUUCGGUCGAAGAAAAACACCUGCUGAGCUUCUGCGACAAAAUCAGCGUGCACUAAACAAAGCAAUUCGAGAGCUCGACCGAGAGAAAUCGCGCAUGGAGAUGCAGGAGAAGAAAGUCAUUGCGGAAAUCAAAAAGAUGGCAAAGCAGAAUCAGAUGGAUUCAGUGAAAGUUAUGGCGAAAGACCUUGUACGCACUCGUCGUUACAUCAAGAAGUUCAUUAUCAUGAAGGCCAACAUCCAAGCUGUCUCACUCAAGGUUCAGACCCUAAAAAGUCAGGACGCUAUGGCACAGGCUAUGAAAGGAGUCACGAGAGCAAUGCAAUCAAUGAACCGACAACUGAAUCUCCCGCAAAUUCAGAAAAUCAUGAUGGAGUUUGAAAAGCAGAGCGAAAUUAUGGAUAUGAAAGAGGAAAUCAUGGGUGAUGCUAUCGACGAUGCUCUUGGCGAUGAGACCGACGAUGCCGAGAGUGAGCAGAUCGUCAAUCAGGUUUUGGAUGAACUCGGCAUUCAAAUCGGCGAGGAAAUGGCUGGUUUACCCACAGCAGGUGGGCAAAUUGGCGUCAGUACAGGCGAGAGGACCAAGCAACCUGUUGCUGCCGGAGGAGGCACUGACAUUGACGAUGAUUUACAAGCCCGUCUAGACCAGCUGCGACGGGAAUAA
Molecule: messenger RNA, 672 nt
Organism: Ostertagia ostertagi
Lineage: Eukaryota; Metazoa; Nematoda; Chromadorea; Rhabditida; Trichostrongylidae
Source: the annotation of a GenBank genome assembly